AUGUCGGACGACGAGGAGUUCUACCUCUUCAAGAACGGGUCGUCCGUGGGCCCCUGGGACGGCCCCCAAUAUCACAUCGCCCCCCCUUGGGCCUUCUACCUGCAGACGGCCUUCAUGGGGUUCGUCUUUUUGGUGGGGACCCCCCUGAACGCCAUCGUCCUGGUGGUGACGGUCAAGUACAAGAAGUUGCGUCAACCCCUCAACUACAUCCUGGUGAACAUCUCCUUCAGCGGGUUCAUCUCCUGCAUCUUCAGCGUCUUCACCGUCUUCGUCUCCAGCGCCCGGGGCUACUUCGUCUUCGGGAAGCACAUGUGCGCCCUGGAGGGCUUCGUGGGGGCCACCGGAG
Molecule: messenger RNA, 346 nt
Organism: Eurypyga helias (sunbittern)
Lineage: Eukaryota; Metazoa; Chordata; Aves; Eurypygiformes; Eurypygidae
Product: ultraviolet-sensitive opsin-like
Exons: 1
Biological process (GO): phototransduction; G protein-coupled receptor signaling pathway
Cellular component (GO): photoreceptor outer segment; membrane
Molecular function (GO): G protein-coupled receptor activity
Source: RefSeq, a predicted model, not a curated record